GUGUAUUUCGGCAGCAGAAAAACUUGAAGAUGCGUCACAUAUAACUGAGAUUAUAUGGAUGAAUCUAGGUUCUAAUCUAAAAAGUGAAACAAGCAAGUACCUGUUUAAUUUGCACUUCAAGAACAAUGGAAAGCAACAUCAAAGUGGCAGUAAGGGUUCGUCCAAUGAUCCAAAGAGAAUAUGAUUUGAAUUCAACAUGUAUUGUCCAUAUGAGUGGUAACCAGACGAUCCUGAAACCUGCUCCAACUGACACAAGAAAAUCCACAAAGGAAUUUUUUUUUGACCAUUCUUUUUGGUCUGCAAAUAAAUCAGAUCCUAUUUUGUAUGCAGGGCAAGAAGAAAUUUUCAAAAGCCUUGGGGAAGGUGUUCUUCAAAAUAUUUCUGAAGGAUACAAUGCAUGUAUUAUUGCCUAUGGACAAACAGGAUCGGGAAAAACAUAUUCAAUGAUGGGAAAUGAAGAUGAGCCUGGUUUGAUACCAAGGAUCUGUUCUGAGUUGUUUAAUAAAACAGAUGAUUCAAAAAUGUUGAGAGUAGAAGUAUCCUAUGUGGAAAUAUACAAUGAGAAGGUGAUAGACCUAUUACAGCAUCAUCCAAAAACUAAAACACUUCAAGUUCGAGAACACAAGGUACUUGGGCCGUAUAUUGAAGGUUUGUCUCAGUUUGCUGUCAGUAACUUUGAGAAGAUAAAUUUGCUGAUAACAGAAGGAAAUAAAUCGAGAAAAAUGGCUGUAACUAAAAUGAAUGAAAUAAGCAGCCGUUCACAUGCUAUUUUCACUCUCACAGUGACUCAAACAUAUUACAAGAAUGACAAAGGACCCACUAGAGAACUUCUCAGUAAGGUCAGUCUGGUGGAUCUUGCUGGUAGUGAAAAAAUUUCCAAAUCAGGAGCUGAGGGAGAUCAAUUUAAAGAAACUAGUAACAUCAACAAGUCUCUCACUGCUCUUGGAUUAGUUAUCUCAUCGUUGUCUGGUAAUUUAAAGGGCAAACGAAAAAGUCAGUUUGUGAAUUAUAGAGAUUCUGUACUCACCUGGUUAUUAAAAAACAGUUUGGGAGGAAAUAGCAAAACAGUCAUGCUAGCCACCAUCAGCCCAGCUUCAGAUAAUUACUCUGAAUCACUUUCUACAUUGCAAUUUCUUGAAAGGGCCAAAAAUAUAGUCAACAAAGCUGUUGUCAAUGAGGACACCAAAUCUAGAGCUAUAGAGGAGCUGCAAGAAGAAGUGAUAAGACUUAAUGAAGAAUUGAGACAAUCCGAUGCAAGUAAACUAAAAGAGCUUCAAGGAAAACUGAAAGAAUCUGAAAAUCUUCUCAGCGAAUUAAAUACAACAUGGGAGGAUAAACUGAAACAAACUGAAGCAGCAGCUCAAGAGAUUUAUAGACAUUUACUGAUGAUGGGUAUUUCAAUAGAGGCAGAGGGUAUCAAGAGCGACCCUGACAAAUGUUAUCUUAUUAAUCUAAGUCAUAAUCCAGAAUCCAGCAAUUUUUUGAUAUAUUAUUUAAAAGCUAAAACAAUUAUAGGUUCUGGAGCUUUUCAAGGUAUUCAGCUUGGUGACCCUGGAAUUGAACAAGAUCAUUGCAUCAUUGACAUGACACCAGAUGGAAAUGUUACUUUAAUUCCAAAGGAAAAUUCCAAAAUUUAUGUGAAUGGCUCCCUGGUUCUAAAUUGUAUAGAGUUAUACAAUAAAGACAAAAUUCUCCUGGGACAAAAUAGCUUGUUCAUGAUAAAUAUCCCAAAGAAAAAGGCCCAAAAACCAGAUGCUGACAAUAGUUCAAAUGUCUCUCCAGAUGCUGACAAUGGUUCAAAUGUCUAUUUAGAUGCUGAUAGUGGUUCAAAUGUCUCUUUAGAAUCUAACAAUGGUUCAAAUGUCUCUCCAGAUGCUGACAAUAGUUCAAAUGUCUCUCCAGAUGCUGCCAAGGGUUCAAAUAUCUUUUUAGAUGCUGACAAUGGUUCAAAUGUCUCUUUAGAUGCUGACAAUGGUUCAAAUGUCUCUCCGGAUGCUGCCAAUAGUUCAAAUGUCUCUUUAGAUACUGACAAUGGUUUAAAUGUUUCUCCAGAUGCUGACAAUGGUUCAAAUGUCUCUUUAGAUGUUGACAAUGGUUCAAAUGUCUCUCCAGAUGCUGACAAUGGUUCAAAUGUCUCUUUAGAUGCUGACAAUGAUUCAAAUGUCUCUUUAGAUGCUGACAAUGGUUCAAAUGUCUCUCCAGAUGCUGACAAUGGUUCAAAUAUCUCUCCAGAUGCUGAAAAUGGUUCAAAUGUCUCUCUAGAUGCUGACAAUGGUUCAAAUGUCACUUUAGAUGCUGACAUUGGUUCAAAUGUCUCUCCAGAUGCUGACAAUGGUUCAAAUGUCUCUUUAGAUGUGAAUGAUGCUGCCCGUGAUUCAUAUAGAUCUCUGGGUGAGAAUAAUACUGGCAAUGUUCUCAAAAAUUAUCCAGAAAGAGUUGAUGGGUAUGCUUCCAAUAACUCUCCUGAUCAUUGUAAUUCUAAUUAUAAAUCCAACAUUCCUCAAGAUCUUAAAAAUUCUGAGAAUAGUUUCAAUACUUUACCAAGUCAAAAAGAAAAGGAUUAUAGCACACAACAUUUUAAUGCAAAUGAAUCAAGCAUAUCACCUGAACAAAAAUAUGCUGUUAACAUAACUACAACAAUUAUAGUUUCAGAUAAUUCUCCAAAUAAUAAAGAAUAUGAAAAUGGUUCUACAGAUCAGAAAUAUCCUAAUGAUUCUUUCAAUGUCCCUUCAGAUGUAGACAAUCCUUCAAGUAUCUCUUUAUAUCAGAAAAAUGCUGCCCAGAAUUCAUAUACCUCUCCAGGUGAUAAUAUCACCAAUGUUCUCAAUAUACCCCCAGAAAAAAACAAUGGGAAUGUUUCCCAAAACUUGCUUGAUCGUUGUAAUUCUAACAACAAAUCCAGCAUGUCUCAAGAUUUUCAAAAUGCUGAGAAUGAUUUCAAUAAUGCACCAAACUAUAAAGAUAUUAAUUAUGGUCCAGAAAAUUCUUCAGAAGACUUCUAUACUGAAAAUGAUUCCAAAGCGUUUCAUUCACAGACGAUAGCCAGUCCACCGAGGUCAUCUGAUCCAAAGAUCACAACUCACACACAGGAAUUCUCUGAGCAGAUUCAUAGUUCAGAAAACAAAUUGAUGGAAAUUCUUCAGAUGAAUUUUGAUGGAUGGUUGAAUGACUUGAGAUCUGAAUGCAUAGUAACUACUGAAGAAUGUGAUGCAGUGAUUAAUAGAGAUGACAUCAAAAGCAAAAUAAAACUAUUAAUAAAAAUCAUACUUCAGAAGGAUGAACAUAUCUGCAAAAAAUUUUAUAUUCUUCUAUGCAAAGAUCAUGAUCAGACAAAUAAAGAUUCACAAGUUUUUCAUCAAGAAAAAAACUUUGGAAAUACAGAUAUAAAAGAAGUUAAUUCUUAUGAAGAACUUCAUAAAGAUAAAAGAACCAGAUCUGAAGCUUUGUAUAAGUUGAUGGAAAUGGAAACACACAGAACCUCCAAGUUAACUCUAAAACAUGCUCUUGAAAUUGGUCCAGAAUGCACAGCGGGAAGAAAUAAGGGGUCAACUGGAAGUAUUAUCUAUAAGUUUCUGCAUAACCUCAUGGCAUUGAAUGUAGCUGCAAGGAACUGUAAUUUAGACCUGAUAAACAAAGAUGUUGUUAAUAAUGAUAUUUAUGAAGAUAAUAAUCGGAAUUGGGAAAUAAACACAGAUAGUAAAAUCCAUCCCCUAGAUAUUCUCUGUGUUCUCCUACACUGCUCAAAUAGCUUUUUGCAGCAAGAAAUAUUUUCAAAAAUGUGUAUGUGCCAGUUUGCUGUUCCUCUGCUGCUUCCGGAUGUUGAUGAACCAGAUUUUACCCUAAUGCUGUGGGCAAUGAGAGAUAUUGUGAAGAAGUGGAGACCACAAUCAUUAGCAGAUACUAAAGGGUUUAAAGAAGACAACUUGGUACAAAUAAGGAUGCCGGUUUUCUCUUUUGUUAGAUUGGGAAACUGUAAUGUAUCAAAGUCUAAAGUUCUCAAUCAAGUCCUCAGCCCAGAUCAGCAGUAUCACGACUUCUUUAUACACAGAAAUAUGGAAGGCGGUAAUGUUCCCCGGCAAGUCUCCAGUGGGUUAGUCGAAAUAUGCUGGUAUUUUCCUGCUGACAAAAAAAAAUCUGAUGUAUUUUCAGAACCAGUUUCUGUUACAAAUCUGAGAGGUGAUCUAGAGUCUAACCUAAAGCAAUUCCACUUCUUAACACAAAUAUCAACAGCAGUUUUUAUUAUUGCUGAAAGUAUCAAUAAUGAGCAAUACCAGCAACUGAUGAAAGUAAAUGACUCAAAGCUAAAGUAUUUCUUCAUUAUAGUUCCCACAGAUGGGAAGCCAGACAAAGCUACACAGGAGUUCCUAGAGUUGUUUGUAAGUAGCAACACAGCCAACGUCCUAGUAAAGACUAAAGCUACCAAUAAAGCAACAUUUGUAAAAAAUAUUCGCUUAGCUAUUGUCAAGUUAGUACACAAUAGCUCAAAUUACCUUAGUCUGGAAAAUAUGGUGCAAAUAGCCAAGGAUCUUAAAAUCUUUAUAGAUGAGAACUCAGAUAAAUGCCAAAAGGCAAAAGAAGAUGCAAAGAAAAUUACUGAGAAGAUGCAAGAUGUGGUAGAGUACAAAAGGGAAACUAUGACGUUACAGGGUGUUCUUUGGAAAGAAUUGGCCAAAUUAGAAAAAGAAAUGUGUCAAAUGAAAAGACAAGGGAACAUUGAUUGUCAAAGAUAUAAAAGUAAGUUAGCCAAGGAUGUGGAGAAAAUACGUAAGCAACAAUAUGACCUCAUGGUCCCAGAUGACAUGACCAAUUUUAUUAAAGCAUUGACAAAAAAGAGCCAGGUUGAAAAGUGGUAUUUUUUAAAAUGGAUGAAGUUUUAUCUCGACUUAGCUGCAAGAAAUAAACUCUCUGCUAUGCAAAAUGAGUAUAAAGAAAAAUGUAAAAAUGCAAGUAACCAAGAUCUAGCAAAACUGGAUCAGAAGAUAUCAGAUGGUUCGUUAGGAGUUGAGCAUUUCAUGAGAGAGUUAGGUCAGUUAUAUGAGGCUGAAUACUUCACAACAAGAGAAAACACAUAUAAAAAACAAAGUGGUCUCCCAGGAAUAGCUGCUGAUCUCCUGCUGGAUGGGUUCCCAUUUGAGCUAAUUGAUGGAGAUGCUUCCAACAUCCCCCUGCAGUGGGUAACUGAUGUCCUGACUGAGCUGGACAACAAGACAGGAGGAGGGUGCAGAUUGAGGGUACUAACUGUGCUGGGGGUACAGAGCACAGGGAAAUCUACCCUUCUGAACACCAUGUUUGGGUUGCAGUUUCCUGUGGCUAGUGGGCGCUGCACACGAGGAGCCUUCAUGACACUAAUUAAAGUGAAAAAAGACUUCCAGAAGGAAAUGAAAUGUGAUUUUAUUCUGGUGAUUGACACUGAAGGUUUGAAGGCUCCUGAACUGGCUUCUCUUGUGGAAAGUUAUGAACAUGACAAUGAGCUGGCUACACUAGUUAUUGGGUUGAGUGACAUCACUAUAAUUAAUAUGGCCAUGGAAAAUUCUACCGAGAUGAAAGAUAUUUUGCAGAUUGUGGUUCAUGCAUUUCUUAGGAUGAAACAAAUAGGGCAUAAACCCAACUGCCAGUUUGUACAUCAGAAUGUAAGUGAUGUAUCUGCUCAUGAAAAGAAUAUGAGAGACAGAAAGAAACUCUUAGAACAACUAAACGAAAUGACAAGACUUGCAGCAAGUAUGGAGAAAAAAUACAAUAUCACAGCUUUUUCUGAUAUUAUGGAAUAUGAUCUUGAGGAGCACAAUUGGUACAUCCCUGGUCUAUGGCAUGGAUUCCCCCCCAUGGCUCCUGUAAGUUCUGGGUAUAGUGAAAACAUAUAUGAGUUGAAGACCUAUCUAAUCAAAUUUUUGAAAAUGUCUUCGAAGAAAGCAAAGACAAUACCUGAGUUUAUUACAUGGAUUACAAGCUUGUGGAAUUCUGUGAAACAUGAGAAUUUUAUAUUUAGCUUUAGAAAUAGUCUGGUUGCCAGAGCAUACAACCAGCUGUCUAAAAAGUACUUAGAGCUAGAGUGGGGAUUCAGAAGAGCAAUGCAUAAAUGGGUAACAGAGACUGAAGCUUUAAUCAAGAAUCAGUCUGCAGAGAAUCUAGAAGCAAAAGGCAAUGAGUGUAUUAGAGUUGCCUUAAGCAUUGUCAAACAGGAGGAAAACAAAAUGCUGUCAGAGUUAGAGGACUUUUUCAAAAGAGAAACAGAACUUGUUCCAUUAAUUGAAAGAUACAGGGCAGAUUUUUUUCUCAGUGCACAAACCCUCAGAGAAAGGCAUGAAAGAGAUUUAACUGAUAAAUGUAAGGAAGCCAUUAGAAAACAAAAGGAACAUCACAAGAUUCAGGGCAUACAGGAUAAAUACAUAAAAACCAUUGAGAAGAAGGUGUAUUCUCUGUUGAAGAAAUGUAAAGAGGGAAGGAGUAAUGCUAGUGAUGAAGAGCUGUCCAAAGAGUUUAAAACUAUGUGGAAUGAUACAGUGAAGGACUUGGAUGUGACCCCAUUACCAAAACGUAACAUAGAGAGUGAAAUGUUGACCACACUCCAUAAAAACAUGCAUGUGAAAGGAUCUUCUGUUAAUGAAAAAUUACACAAUUUAAAGGGUUUACCUAAACCUGAAAGCAAUCAGCCACAUGAUGCAGAAAGAUCUUUGAAGGUUCUUGUAAAAUCUUUUUAUUAUAAGUAUAUAGCACCGAAGAAUCCCAGUAACUUAGAUAAUUUUACUAAACAUGUGUCAGAUAAAUGUGCAAAAUCAGUAGCAAAACUUACAAAGGAAGAUACUGACUAUAAUGACACAUAUUGUCACAAUCUUCUCCAUAUCGUAGAUGAAUGCUGUAAAGAAGAUUAUGCUAAAGACCUUCAGAUCACCGCUGUUGUUGAACUGGAGCUGAAGCUGCAGGUUUUGGGUAAUGCGCUAAAUAAAUUUCAACAGAUGCAUGAGAAGUUUGUGAAGACAAAUGACCAUAUUUACCGUCUUGAACAACUUAGACCAAAAUACUUUAAUCUCUUUAAAAAUGUGUUUCAUGAGAAAGAUGAGAUUCAGAAUCGCGCCAAACAUUUCUGUGACCAUUGUCUAAAGCCUGCUCUGAUAGAUCACAUUAAUGGUAGGUUGGGUAUAGAAAUUGUGGAUGACAUAUUAAGCAGUGGAGACAGCAAGGACUACAGCACUCGCUCUGUCUUCCAGUUUACUGUACUGAAGCAAAUGCUUGAAGACAAUGAUUUUAACCACUAUGUGCAAUACAGCAGCAAUUAUGAAGAUUUUAUCAAAAACUGGAUAUUGAGAUACAUUUUUAAAAAAUAUACUAACUUUCAAACAUUGCAGCUUAAAAUUCUUUCCCUUGUCACUAAAAAGGUCAGACACAGUCUCAACAGUUCAGGGAUAUUAGAAAGCAAAAAUGUUUCAGAAUUUCUUACAAAUCUCACUGAGAUGCUAGGGAAGGAGUUGGUGAUAUCACAGGAUGAGAUGAAAGUGAUCAUUUUCCAAAACACAGCAAAUAUUAAAGAGUUUGCUGACAACAUUGAGACCUCCUUGUGUGACACAGAGGAAGAAAUAAAAUCUGAAAUAACAUCUCAGAGUGCUGAGUUUGUACUCUCCAGGGUCACUCUGAAACCUCAGGAUGAAUUGUUUAAGAGGGUGUUUGGUUGUGGAAAGCAGUGUCCAUUCUGCAGCGUGCCUUGUGAGGCUGGAGGUGCUGCACAUACUGAGCACUUUGCUUCUGUUCAUCGACCUAAAGGUCUAGGACAAUACAGAUGGAUUCAAACAGAAAUUCUUACCCAUGACAUCUGUACGACAUCUGUAGUUUCAAAUACCAAAUUCAGAAAUUCGUUGACUGAUGGUAAGCUUGUCCCUUACAAAGAUUACCGCGAGUACUACCCAGAUUGGCUCAUUGCUCCCGACUCAAGUAUUGAAGCCUCUGACUACUGGAAGUUUGUGCUUAAAGAGUUUAAUGAGCAAUUUGCAGAAGAAUAUGAUGCUAAACCAGCAGAUUACCCUAAAGAAUGGGAUGAAAUAACCAAAGAGCAAGCACUUGCAAAUCUUAAAUCAAGCUUCAGCAUGCAAUAAAAUGAGAACAUUAAUCUAUCUCAAAAUCAAAUACUCACUGGAAUAAAGAUAAAUCAAUCAUAAACAUUUUUUUUAAGCAUUACAUUUAUAUGUAGGUGUCUCUCAAUCACAUCCAGAGCCACACUUAGGCCCAGAUUAAAUGUGUUGCACUAAUGAUAGCGCAGGAUGCAAUAUCAAUAUCACUGGACCGCGCUAAAAAUAGCACACAAACUGAUAUUACAAACCCACGGAAAAACUGAUUUACUAGAGAAGGUUUAGCUCAGCUGGCAUCCCUUUAGUGUGCCCUAUUAUUUCAAUGGAUAUAGUGACCACGCUAAACAUUGUUCAUAUUGUAAGUUAAAAGUUACAGAUUGCGCUCAAAUGAAAGCCAAAAUAGUACUAGAAGAAUUAGCCUGACCUGAGACAUGUAGUAAUGUUUAAGGGUUAAAAUAUAAGUUUCAUAAAACACAUGUAAUACUUGUUGAAAUAAAGUAUUACAUGGUUUCAUUAAUUACAUUUUACACUAUUUAAUUAAAAUACCCAGCAAUGUAAUUGUCUGUUAAUUGAUUCAUGUGUUAUCCAACAAGUGUGUAAGCAUCAGUUUUCUUCUUGUCCAAUCCUUGCACCAUAAAAAAAAUACUUUAAAGAUUUGUUGUGCUGCUGUUGGCUUGUAGCAGUAGCACUAGCUACUCCUUUAAUUAAACGGAUAGAGCACUAUGAAUGUUUCUCCCCUUCAAUGUGUUCUCAGUGAUCUAUUUUAUCUGCUGUAGUGUAUUACAUUUUUUACAAAUAACUAAUUUACAUUUUUUUGUUAUUUGAAAUAACUGCUUUUACCUUUGAAAUUGCCACUUAAACUGAAAAUGUAAAUACUGCGGUUUUGGCUAUAGGAUAGUUAUGUAAACAAGAAGCAGCUGAAGAAAUCCCAUUCCCAAUGUGUGUGAGAGCAAUACAAACUAAAAAUGUUAUUUUCAGUUUUUCUGGAUUAAGCAUGUACCUUUGUGCCUUUUAGCUCUAAACGAAGGCUGAAGAUUGCAUCCACAAGUGGCAUUCAGCAAUGAAACAUAAACGCUUCAGUAAACACUGCUGCUGCUGGUGGGAGGAGCUGGAGCACAGUCUGGUUAGAGGGACAGUUAGACCCUCUAGUAAUGGGCAGUAACACUUCCUACAAUACACUAAAUGCAAGCCAGUCAGUGGUCCUUCUGUGUGAUCUCCCUGCACUGUGUGUAACACAUGGGGGCCCAUUUAACAAGCUCUGUAUGGAGCUUGUGGGCCCGCCAGAAACACAAGUUAUGCAGCAGCGCUCUAAAGACCACUGCUCCAUAACCCAUCGCCACAUUUCAACCAGAUCGAGUACGAUCUGGUUGAUUGACACCUCCAUGCUGACGGCCCAUUGGUCACGAGUCUGCAGGGGGUGGCGUUGCACCAGCAGCUCUUGCUGAAUACGGAGUGUAUUGCUCUCCGCAUUCAGCAAAGUCUUUCGGACCUGAUCUGCACUGUUGGAUCAGGUCCGCAAGACCUUUGAUACAUAGGACUCAUGGUGCUUACAUUUCUGUGUGGCUUGCUCUGGGGUUAUUUAGCUCCCCUCAGGAGAUAUAGGACUAUGGCACUUUAAGUGGGUGAGACUCUGUGACAGAGGAGGUGUCUCAGGCCCAAAGGCAACAAUUCAUCCCUUCAUUGGUUUUAAUUUGCUUUCAUUAACCAAAAUGUAUAGAUUAUAUACAUAUAAAUACAGUGUGUGUGUAUAUACAUAUAUACAUAUAUACAUAUAUAUAUUAAUUGUUAGGGGGUGGAAGUCUUAGUGAGUUCCCACACUUUUUUGCAGGACUUGAUCCCUGCAUCUUUGGUAUUCAUUUAGUGCUGAAAGGAACAAAUGCAAAUGCCUACUGGGGUAUUGGCCUUUGUGUACCUAGACAGAGACAAAAUAAUGAGGCCUUUAACUAGAUUAAGAAAGAUAAAAUAAGUAAUCUGCUCUCCCUGCAAGCUCAGACAUUGUGAAUAGUUUGUGGUUUAAAUGAAUAAAAACUGCUAUUUCCUAUACAAAAAUAAAUAUAAAGGUAUAAUUUCACAUACACUUUAUACUCAGCAGCUGGUAUAACAAGUCAUUGGAAACAUAGCAAAGGGACAUGAAACCAAAACAAUUUCUUUAAUGAUUAAAAUAGAACAUACAUUUUUAACCCAUUUUCAAAUUUACUUCUGUUAUGUAAUGUGCUUUGUGUUGAAAAUAAUACCUCAGUAUCCUCAGGAGCAGAAAUGCACUACUGGGACGUAUCUGCUGGUUGGUUGCUCACCUGAUGUGUUCAGCUAGCUCCCACUAAUGUAUUGCUGCUCCUUCAACAAAGAAUACCAAGAAAAUGGAGGGAAUUUGAGUAAAUUGGAAACUUGUUUAAAAUUCUAUGGUCUAUCUCAGAGGUUUUCAAACCUGUCCCAAGGCCUCCCUAACAGGUCAGAUUUUUUCAGCAUUACCUUGUGUGAGAGCAGGUUAAUAACCAUAUUUACUAAUCAUCUGAUUAUUUCACCUGUGCUCCAGUUCAUAUAUCCUGAAAAUCUGGCCUGUUAGGGAGGUCUGCAAACCCCUGCUCUAUCUGAAUCAUUAAAAAAAUGGGUCUUAUUUCCCUUUUAGUGGAACAGAUAUAACAAGUCAAUAUCCCUUUAAAUUUAAUCUGCUGUUUAGAUGUUCCCCAUAGAAAAUAAGGGGUUAACAUAUCCAUCUGAACUGAAUGAUCCCAGGAAAUGAUUCUUCUGAAUGGUCCAUUCAACAGAAUUGUUUGUGCAAAAGUUUAUUAACCACUGUAUAUAGUGAUGACCAGAUGUUAAACUUCAGAUUAAGCAUUAACUCAUUUAGUGCCAUUAAUCUCUGUGAUUGCAUCUUUUUGAUGCUUGUUUGCAAAUUUAUUAGCGGGCAAACCAGCAAUGUAGCACACGAAGGGCCAGAUUACAAGAGGAGCGCUAUUUAACACUCCCGCUCGAGCAUUAAUUGCACUAGAAAUAAGCUUUUUGCACGCAUCGGGUUGCGUUCGUAUUACAAUUUGAAAGUAAAUUGUUUUUGCUUGUGCACUAACCCAGAGAGGGCAAAAAGCCAAACUUAGAAUAACACCCAACUCACGCACAAACCCGAUCGCAUUUUCUCAUUUGCGCUAACCCGACAUGAAAAUUUGAAUAUUUCGAAUUCUGAUGUUCUUCACAUACAAUAAUGUGUUCUAUUUAUUCAUAAAUACACAAAUAUAUAUUGGACUAUCUAUUUAUAAAUACAUCGAACAUAUUCUGCUAUGUGCAGAAAUAUUUACAGAGGUAAAUACAUAGGGGCCGAUUUAUCAAUGUCUGGCGGACAUGAUCCUCUGUAGCGUAUCAUGUCCACCAGACAUCGAUGAAUGCCAACAGCAUAUGCUGUUGGCAUUUAACAUUACACAAGCAGUUCUGGUUAGAUUUAACAAGCAGUGGAUGCUGCUUUAUCCGUCCGAAGUUUCCAGCUCGUCGGAAACAUAAGUUAAGAAGCAACGGCCGCAAGACUGCUCCUUAACUUAACUUGAAAUUUCCUAUUAAUUAGACAUGUGCGUUUCGUUUCAUUCUGAAUCAAAAUUAGGACAAAUUCGGAGAUUCGAAUCAAUUUGAAUUUCCGAAUUACCCUAGCAACAAAAUUAAACUAAUCCGAAUGUAUUUGUAACAAUAAAUCCGAAUUAGUACCAUUCAAUUCAAUACAAUUCAAUACAAUUCAAUUCAAUACAAUUCAGUAACUUGGAAUUUAAUUCAAUUCAAUACAAUACAAUUCAGUAUAAAAAUUUAAUUUAGCGAGAUAGAACAGUGAAAUAAUUCUGUUUGUGUAACUUGGAAGCAUCUGAAUCAACAUAACGAAUUUAUUAACUGAAUCCGAAACUAAUAUAUCUGAAUACAUCCGAAUUUAUUCGAAUCCGAAUGAAUACAAACCAAAUACAUUCGAAUGUAUUCGAAUUCUAAUCGAUCCGUAACGAACCAAAACAAAUUUUUCCGCUGUGCACGUCUACUAUUAAUGCCAAAAUUCUCCAUCAGCAUUAGAAUCAGAAAAAUGUUUUGAUGUCACAUUCUGCAGCCAUGGAAUGUUUGCUUGUGUCUUUGUGAUAUACAGUUUUUUGGCAAUGUCUAAGACUUUACUAUUAGAAAAAUGUUUCAUAAUACCAUGUGCAAAUAGUUAAAAGCAUUUGAAAUUUUAGCAUACACUAAAGCUGUUUUUUUUCUUCUUUGCUUUGACAAGAUCCGAUAUUGCGGAUCAUGUCCGCUGCACAUCUAUAAAUGCCGACAGCAUACGCUGUUCAGAGCUUGAUAAUUCGGUCCCUUAGUGAAUACAUUUAAUACAGAACGCUGCAUGAGAACUAACACUUUUUAUGACUAAUACAUGAUUGUUAGACAUUGUGCAGGGGGCAUCAUUGCUUGUUCAUAGAGUAUAAUUAUAUAAAAAUAUACAAAAAUAAAUAUAUUGAAGCAAUGACUGAUUUGAGAUAAACACAGAACUGAAACUAGUCAGAAUGGAUUUUGAUUUUAGACAGAACUGAGAGCAGAUUGAAAAAACUAGACUGGCAACUGAAAACCUACAGGAUUUGUUAGCAGAGCUGCUUCCUCACAGAACACAGAUUUUAAGCAGCUGUCAUUACUGAAAUAUCUUCUACAAAGUGUUUUGUCACCUUAUGAGAUGAAAUUACUCCUGUUUGUAAUCACAGUGGUAUGUCUUCCUGCCAGUGUUUUCCAUGUUUAACGAUGAGCCCCUUUAUUAUUUAAUAAAAAGUAAUUUGAUUUCA
This is a messenger RNA of Bombina bombina (fire-bellied toad), 12829 nucleotides long. RefSeq names its product interferon-induced very large GTPase 1. Gene Ontology annotation, molecular function: ATP binding; microtubule motor activity; microtubule binding. Gene Ontology annotation, biological process: microtubule-based movement; regulation of apoptotic process. The transcript is spliced from 5 exons. The record is from RefSeq and is a predicted model, not a curated record. Lineage: Eukaryota; Metazoa; Chordata; Amphibia; Anura; Bombinatoridae. Bases 126 to 8084 code for a protein of 2652 amino acids.